This is a messenger RNA of Opisthorchis viverrini, 492 nucleotides long. RefSeq lists its product as hypothetical. The coding region runs from base 1 to 492 and encodes 163 amino acids. The record is from RefSeq and is a predicted model, not a curated record. NCBI's taxonomy places the organism in Eukaryota, Metazoa, Platyhelminthes, Trematoda, Opisthorchiida, Opisthorchiidae. The transcript is spliced from 4 exons.
AUGCGGUCAUGUUUUGUGCAGGUCACCUUGAAUCGAAUAUUUCUCAAAGCAAAUACGGUGACCCACCGUAGGCCAAUAAGCGUAAGCAGUGGAUACCAACGGCUUAGCACUUCGAAUCUGCAGAGACUAAUGCAUUUUGCGGUUCAGUCCUCGCACUACUACGCUGACACAGUUCGAAUAAGAGUCGUAAGCAGUGGAUACCAACGGCUUAGCACUUCGAAUCUGCAGAGACUAAUGCAUUUUGCGGUUCAGUCCUCGCACUACUACGCUGACACAGUUCGAAUAAGAGUCCGUGGUUCGAACCCGUCCUGCGUCUCUGGACCAUCCCUGUCUAGGCUUGGACAAACUAGCACUAUUCCAGCCCUCGUGCUUCCUUCGGGUGGCAACGCACUUAGGCAUCGAAAGGGUGCUACAAAUGAAAGAUUUAGUUUUUUGUGUUUGGGUACGGAACUUGUAUUGUACCAGGCUGAAAUGAAAUGGAAAGCUCGAUAG